This is a messenger RNA of Menidia menidia (Atlantic silverside), 1432 nucleotides long. The record is from the annotation of a GenBank genome assembly. Lineage: Eukaryota; Metazoa; Chordata; Actinopteri; Atheriniformes; Atherinopsidae.
UUAAUCUAAUGAUAGAGUGGGGAAGCUGAAUGCAUCGCCGUGGGCUGUGAAGAAGAUCAACAGCAAAUGUGCCUCCAAACAGCUGGAUAUUUACCAGAAGCGCCUCAACGAGGAAGCAGAAGUCCUGAAGGGAAUCAGUCACCCCAACAUUGUCGGUUUUCGAGCCCUUGCCACAGCCAAAGAUGGCUCCAAGUGUCUGGCCAUGGAGUACGGUGGAGAGCAGUCCCUCAACGACCUGAUAGAGAAGAGGAGGGAGGAGGGCCUGAAGGCUUUUCCCGCCGCCAACAUCGAGAAAGUGGCGCUGCACGUGGCUCGCGGCCUGCAGUAUCUGCACACGGAGAAGAAGCUGCUGCACGGUGACAUGAAGUCAUGCAACGUGGUCAUCAAAGGGGACUUUGAGACGGUGAAGAUCUGUGAUGUGGGCGUUUCUCUGCAGCUCGAUGAGAACAUGAGAGUGUCCGACCCGGACGCCGAGUACAUCGGCACGGAGCCGUGGAAGCCAAAGGAAGCUCUGGAGGAGGGAGGAGAGAUCACAGACAAGACCGACAUCUUCGCCUACGGCCUGACUCUGUGGGAGAUGAUGACUCUGGCCAUGCCUCACCUGGAGAUGUUGGAGGAUGAUGAUGACGAAGAAGACGAGGAAGAAGAAGACUCCAUUGAGGAGAGCUUUGAUGAGGACGCUUACUACGAGCGUUUGGGGACGAGGCCGGAGCUGGACGCAGAGGCUCUGGGCGGCUCGUACCGGAGGGUGGUGGAGCUGUUCUACGUCUGCACAGAGGAGGACCCCAAAAAGAGACCGUCUGCAGCUCAGAUCCUGCAGGCUUUAGAGAGCAACGCCCCGCUGGACAGAGCGCCCUCUGAGGUGAUCGUUAUCGACUGAGCUCCUCCCAAAUGUUUCCACCCAGGUUUGAUUAUUCUGUGGCCUUUAGGGUCCAGCAGGCCAGGGAGGGCAGAACGAACGAAACCGCCUUCAUAUAUUUCCCCAAACUACAUGUAAAAUUUCAUUUUCAUGUUACUCUGUUCUCUUUUCUGUCUUGUAUCGUUGACAAUAUAAAUGUUUUUACUUUGUUACUCUGUCGCUCACAGUGAACUUUGGUUAAACUUCUCUUAUAUUUCAUGUUUAAAUACAAACUGUAAUGACCUUUGUUGGGUCUAUUGCCUCAGUCUGUGGGAGCUUUAAACCUCUUCAAGUAAAUUGUGGCAACUUAUUUAUCAAAGAAUAGUUUCUCUUCUGUGAUAUGAAACUAUUCUGUAUGCAUGUCUCACCUUUAGUCAUUACUCAGAUAAAAAUAUUCUCAGUUAAAGACAUUUUAUAUGAUCUAGAGAUAUUUUUAGGACAUAAAUAAAAAGAUGAAUUGGAUAAGCAUUUCUGUCUCAUUUCAACAGUUUGACAGCUUUUUGUAGUUAAGGUGGAUAAAGAACAGGCUGCCAU